Messenger RNA from Anopheles funestus (African malaria mosquito), 1521 nucleotides. RefSeq names its product solute carrier family 35 member B1 homolog (gene meigo). The transcript has 2 exons. The record is from RefSeq and is a predicted model, not a curated record. NCBI's taxonomy places the organism in Eukaryota, Metazoa, Arthropoda, Insecta, Diptera, Culicidae. Gene Ontology annotation, biological process: UDP-galactose transmembrane transport. Bases 252 to 1265 code for a protein of 337 amino acids. Gene Ontology annotation, cellular component: Golgi membrane; endoplasmic reticulum membrane. Gene Ontology annotation, molecular function: UDP-glucose transmembrane transporter activity; UDP-galactose transmembrane transporter activity.
GUCAUCGGUUUGUUUUGUAUACGUUGUGGCUAACGUCAAAUGUAGCAGCGGCAUAAAAAAGGUUUACGUGGUCUUUUCACGAUUCUGAAACGUUUGGAGCUUCCAGAGCUCGUGUCUCUAAACAAAGUGUCUUUAGUGUAUGCACUACGUGCCAUGCAUAGUAAUUACAACGCCUAGUUUGCAUUUCGUUGAUCAGUCCGUUGCUCUGUUGCCAGCUAUCACUGAUCGGCCACUCAUUAGACGGCGCUACGAUGUCGAACAAACAAACGCUAGUUAUAUCCGCCGUGGGCAUUUUCGUGUGCUACUUUUAUUUUGCAAUUCUGCAGGAAAAGAUUACACGCGGCCGGUAUGGUGAUGAGCUGCAGGAUGAUGGUACCCAUGGCGAGCGGUUUACGUACAUGCUGGCUCUAGUCGGUGUACAGUGUGUCUGUAAUUGGGUUUUCGCGAAAGCUCUGCUUACGGUCUCACCACAGCCGGACGAUGGUACACCAAAGGUGUACUAUGCUAGCAGUGCCCUGACGUAUCUACUGGCCAUGAUCAGCUCAAAUAUGGCGCUGCGAUGGGUAGCCUACCCGGUGCAGGUUGUCGCUAAAGCGGCAAAGCCAAUUCCCGUAAUGUUGCUGGGUGUGCUGGUUGGACGGAAAAGUUACACACUACAGAAGUACUUUUUCGUACUGCUAAUUGUAGUGGGUGUCGUGUUAUUUAUGUUUAAGGAUAGUAAACCCAGCACUGGCACUGUACUGGAACACGAAUCGCUCGGUCAACUUCUACUGGUAUUGAGCCUUUUGAUGGAUGGAUUAACUGGCGCGGUUCAGGAGCGAAUGCGGGCACACAGCGCUCCCUCCGCCCAGCACAUGAUGCUGGCAAUGAACGGCUGGAGUGCAAUGAUCGUGUCUGUCGGCUUGCUGGCGACUGGUGAAGGCAAAGCGUUCUUUCUGUUCGCCAGUAGGCACCCGGAACUGUUCACACAUCUUACUCUGCUUGCACUGACGGGUGCUCUGGGACAAUUGUUCAUCUUCAUGAUGGUGUCCUCAUUCGGUGCACUUGCCUGUUCGGUAGUAACAACUACGCGAAAAUUCUUCACCGUACUCUUUUCGGUACUAUUCUUUGGCAAUGUACUCUGCGGCCGGCAGUGGGUCGGUGCUGUGCUCGUGUUUUGCGGCCUGUUCGCCGACAUGUUUUUUGGCAGAAAGCCAACCCCAGCAAACAAGCUAGCGAAGGAAAAAGAAAAGAGUGAAAGUGUGCCGCUGGCAGAUAAACACUGAAGCUGGAAUGCUUUUUUUAUAUAGAAGCAUUUAAAAUACAAAUAAUUCCAUCAUGGUGCUAAAGCACCGUAAACAUAAAGUGAAAUCCAAAUCAUGCGCUCACGCCUUGAUAGUUGUCUUCUCACGGCACAAGACCAGAAGCUAAUUUACCUGCAAUCCCUCUGUAAACGAUAUUACCCGUGUCCUUCAUUAGUAUAGUUAAGCGAAAGAUAAUUAAGUUGAAAAUAAAAGUGAACUAUAUUUGUACGGAAUGCAA